This is a messenger RNA of Corylus avellana, 875 nucleotides long. RefSeq lists its product as uncharacterized. NCBI's taxonomy places the organism in Eukaryota, Viridiplantae, Streptophyta, Magnoliopsida, Fagales, Betulaceae. The record is from RefSeq and is a predicted model, not a curated record.
ACUUAAUGUGCUAACUCCAUUCACAAGCACUCGUCCAAAAGCAAGAAUAUGGGUGCAGUGAUUCUACACUCAAAGCAUAUAUGCCAAAGCAAACCUAAUAGCAAAGAAAACCAAGCUUUUUACUUCUUAUAUAAACCAUUAUUGGAGACAAGGAGAGGGAUAGAGAAAGACAUGGAGUGGUUCUACACUAAGAGGAGGGGUCCAGAGUGGAAACAAGGGUGGACAGGCCAGACCCUUGGCUCCAUUUCCACCCCACCACUCCAUUUGCUCACCAUUUUUGGCAUUGUUAUUGUCUUGCUCUGGCUUUCUCAAUCCACAGACUAUAAGGCCCAGUUGAAAUACACAACAGUCAACUUCCAACUUUUCAUUUUCUUGUUGCCCAUUCUUUUGAUACUCUUCAUGGCUGCAUAUUCUACCGGCGGAAGGUUCCACUUUCCUCUCUUGCGCUCGGAGUAUGAGUCGGUUCAGCGAGCUGGUGGCUUGCCUUGGGGCAUUGCCAUCUUGGUGGUGGUGCUUCUGCUGUUGCUUUCUUACCAAUCAUCGUUUCAUUCCCAGUGGUUUGGACCUCUUUGGAGGUGACUCUAGUUAUACUUGCAAAAGAAGAAACAUCUUGUAAAAUGUUUGCUGUAAUGCUCUUGUCUAUAUGUUAGAUUUAACGUGCAAUGUGUUGCUCUUUGUGGAGCAAUUCUAUUUUACCUAUACAAGAAUUAUUAGUGGAAAAUUGAUGUAAUAUCUUUUUAUCAACCCCAUCAUUGAAUUGUUUUGGUUUUCUACAAAAUCUAAUUUAUAAAGUGGGGGCCUUGUGGUAGAAUGAGAAUGUUGCUAGGAUAUUAUAGCUUUUAUUACAAGAAUUUUACAAACUUACGUAACAAUAC